UGUAAACCGGAAGAAGUGGAGACACGGAGCAGCAGAAGAAGAAGAAACGGAAGCGGUGUGUGCGGAGCGGCGGGUUGUUUGUUAGCGGACAACAGACUCCAUCAUGGACAUUCGACCCAACCACACUGUCUAUAUCAACAACAUCAAUGACAAAGUCAAGAAGGAGGAGCUGAAGCGCUCGCUCUACGCGCUCUUCUCACAGUUCGGGCAGAUUGUCGACAUUGUGGCCAUGAAGACGAUGAAGAUGAGGGGGCAGGCCUUCGUCGUCUUCAAGGAGCUCACCGCUGCCACCAACGCUCUGAGGCAGCUGCAGGGUUUCCCCUUCUACAACAAACCCAUGAGAAUACAGUAUGCUAAGACGGACUCUGAGGUCAUCGCCAAGGUCAAAGGUACAUACGGAGACAAGGAGAAGAAGAAGGAGAAGAAGAAGAAAGCUCAGGAGCUCGCAGCUAACGUCCCGAAGAAGCCCGCAGCGGGCUUAGCUGCUUCGAUGCUCUCACCUGUGGUCCAGGUUCCAGAUAAUCCUCCAAACUACAUCCUGUUCCUCAGUAACCUUCCAGAGGAAACCAAUGAGAUGAUGCUGUCCAUGCUCUUCAACCAGUUUCCGGGAUUCAAAGAGGUGCGUUUGGUUCCGGGUAAGCACGACAUCGCCUUUGUGGAGUUUGAGGGCGAGACCCAGGCGGGCGUGGCCAAAGACGCCCUGCAGGGCUUCAGGAUCACCGCCACCUGUGCCAUGAAGAUCACUUACGCUAAGAAGUAACUGCCUCCAGGAACCUCAAAGACUCUGAGUGAACCCCUCUGUUUUCUGUAGGGGUGUGAAUUUGAUUUGUAACAACAAAAUAGAGGUGUUUUUUUUUUUUUUUUUUUUUUCUACUGAUAUGAUUGCUUCUUUAUGUUGAUAAUAAAAUUAUAUGA
This is a messenger RNA of Salarias fasciatus (jewelled blenny), 915 nucleotides long. Its product is annotated as U2 small nuclear ribonucleoprotein B''-like. Bases 104 to 760 code for a protein of 218 amino acids. Gene Ontology annotation, molecular function: RNA binding. NCBI's taxonomy places the organism in Eukaryota, Metazoa, Chordata, Actinopteri, Blenniiformes, Blenniidae. The transcript has 7 exons. The record is from RefSeq and is a predicted model, not a curated record.